Messenger RNA from Nerophis lumbriciformis (worm pipefish), 3405 nucleotides. RefSeq names its product oxysterol binding protein-like 9 (gene osbpl9). The record is from RefSeq and is a predicted model, not a curated record. Gene Ontology annotation, molecular function: sterol binding. Gene Ontology annotation, cellular component: membrane; cytosol; Golgi apparatus. Lineage: Eukaryota; Metazoa; Chordata; Actinopteri; Syngnathiformes; Syngnathidae.
UCCGACUCCUCCCAAUCGUCGCUAUUGUAAAAAUGGCGUCUAUCAUGGAGGGUCCACUGAGCAAAUGGACCAACGUCAUGAAAGGUUGGCAGUAUCGCUGGUUUGUAUUGGACUAUAAUGCCGGCCUGCUGUCAUACUACACGUCAAAGGACAAAAUGAUGCGGGGGUCCAGAAGAGGAUGUGUACGACUCAGGGGCGCUGUAAUUGGCAUUGAUGACGAGGACGACAGCACAUUCACCAUCACUGUGGACCAGAAGACUUUCCAUUUCCAAGCUCGGGAUGCAGACGAGCGAGAGAAGUGGAUCCAUGCCUUAGAGGGAACCAUCCUGCGUCACACCCUCCAGCUCCGGGAGGCCGAGACAGGAUUUGUCCCCAGUGUCCAAGACUUCGACAGAAAACUUGCAGAAGCUGACGCCUACCUACAAAUUCUGAUUGACCAGUUAAAGCUAUUUGAUGACAAGAUCAAAGAUUGCAAAGAGGAUGAAUCACGCAGAAAAAUAGAACAUUUGAAAGAGACUACUUGUAGUAUGGUAGAGUCCAUCAAGCACUGUAUUGUUCUGCUGCAAAUUGCCAAGGACCAAAGUAACGAACAGCAACACGCAAACGGACUUAUAAGCACCAUCAACCCAGUGGAUGGGAUCUACCAGCCCCCUCUGGACACUCCAGUAGCCAACACCACAAUGCCAACACAGACCACUCUACCCACAGAUACAUCUCAGGUGUGCAAAUCAGACCAACGGCCCUCAACAUUACCUGUUGGUCCUGUUGUCACAGUGAUGGGCAGUCUUCAGACCCCAACUCCUAAUAGCACAGGGAGCGGCCCAUCAGGCCCCAACAGUGGCGUCACCUCCCCAGCUCACAUCCCCCUUCCCUUGCACUCAGUGCCAGACUUCUCGUAUUCGUCCAGCGAGGAUGAAUUCUACGACGCAGACGAGUUCUACCAGAGCACCACGUCCCCCAAACACUGCAUGAAUCCCCCAGGGGGCCCAGCUGCCUCACCCCUCAAUAAUCAAGAACCAACGUUGAAAAGACCGGAAACAACAGAGUCCCUCAACUCGUCCAUGUCCAAUGGCAUCACGGAUGCAGAUCCAUUCGAUACCCAUGACGAUCGUGACGAUGAAGGCGAGGGGGAGUCAGUGGAGGAGCACAAAAGUGUCAUUAUGCAUCUACUCUCCCAAGUCCGUUUGGGCAUGGAUCUCACCAAGGUGGUGUUGCCUACUUUUAUCCUUGAAAGGAGAUCUUUGUUAGAAAUGUAUGCUGACUUCUUUGCACAUCCCGACUUAUUUGUAAGUAUCGCAGAGCAGCCAGAGCCCCGUGAGCGCAUGGUCCAGGUGGUCAAAUGGUACCUCUCUGCCUUCCAUGCGGGCAGGAAAGGCUCUGUGGCCAAGAAGCCCUACAACCCCAUAUUGGGAGAGGUCUUCUUCUGCCAUUGGGAUUUGCCUUGCAAGACUGACGAGCCGCCAACACACAUUGACACACAAUCAGAAGGUCCUGUCCCAUGGUCUUCAGCAAACAGUAUCAGUUUUGUGGCAGAGCAGGUUUCUCAUCACCCACCUAUUUCUGCAUUCUACGCAGAAUGUUCGAGUAAGAAGAUCCAGUUCAAUGCUCACAUCUGGACCAAGUCUAAAUUCCUGGGCAUGUCCAUAGGUGUUUAUAAUAUUGGCCAAGGCUGCGUGUCAUGUUUAGAAUAUGAUGAACAUUACAUCCUCAACUUCCCUAACGGAUAUGGCAGGUCCAUUCUGACUGUGCCCUGGGUGGAGCUAGGUGGCGAGUGCAACAUCUCAUGCUCCAAAACGGGCUACAGUGCAAACAUUGUGUUCCACACCAAACCGUUCUACGGAGGCAAGAAGCACAGAAUCACAGCUGAGAUUUUCGCACCGAAUGAUAAGAAGUCUUUCUGCUCUAUUGAAGGCGAAUGGAAUGGAGUGAUGUAUGCCAAGUGGGCCACUGGAGAGAACACAGCAUUCAUCGACACAAAGAGGAUGGACAUCAUUAAGAAGAAAGUGAGGAAGCUGGAAGACCAGCUGGCGUACGAGUCUCGAAGGUUGUGGAGAGAUGUGACGCUGAACCUAAAGCUCAAAGACAUCGACUCUGCAACAGAAGCCAAACACCGGCUGGAGGAGAAGCAGAGAGUGGAAGCCAGAGAGAGGAAGGAGAACGAGCAGCAGUGGGAGACCAGGCUAUUCCACGAGGACGGGGAGUGUUGGGUGUACGACGAGCCGCUUUUAAAGAGACUAGCCUCUCCAAGGCAGUGAAUGGAGUGACACACAAUACAAACACACAUGCAUUAGGUAUCGUACACAUUGCAGAGUCUUCAUAAGAACUCUUUUGCAACUUUCUUCUCCAAGCCUUUGACUGACUGACGGCUGAUGGCUUUCUGUACAGAGCUUUGCAUUCGACUGUAAAAAGAACGGCAAUGAAUGAUCUUAAAUGAAAAGCAGCUAAAGAUCUUCCAAGGUGAUUUAGUAACUCCUUCAAGCGGGUGCCCUCUGGUGGUGAUUUUUGCCUCUGCGUUCCAACUGAGGCCACUUCCUUCAUAGGUUUUUGUAGGGUCUUGACAUCGAACAAUAAUCUUAACACAUAUAAAACAAAGCUUGGCAUCUCAGGGAAUCUGGUGACUGAAGAAAGCAAGCCGCAGCCCCCUCAAAAUGUCAGACAGCCUUAUUGUUGUUUGUGGUAUGGAUAAACCUUAACUCGGUGGGGAAGGACAUUCUAUGCUUGCCUGCAACUCGUUAUAUAGCUUGUUUAUAUAUAAAUAUAGAUAUACGUAUGAGACAUAUAAUAUUCUUUUUAUUUUAUUUUAUUAACUUUAUUUUUUUCUGACAAUAGUGUAAAAUAUUUGCGCAUAUUGAAAUGUCACAUCUUAAGGUACCAAUCAUGUUUGCUGUUCUGCUCCCAUUUCAAUUUAGGUGUCAUUGUCUACAGUGUAAUCUUACACAGUAAAGCCCCACAGGAGCCAUAUAGCAGCCAAUGAAAUAUAAUAUGUAAUCUAGUGGUAAUCAACAAUGUUUGGGAGAGAAGGCUUAAGAGACUUUGAUGUGCACACAGAACAAACAAUGUUUUUGUCAUCUGGAAGUAUUUACUGUAUGAACAAAAGAUUGUGGAUUUGUUUGUUUUUUUCCCAGACCACUUGCCCAUGUCGAGGAUAUUUUUUUCACGUUGAAUCGAUCGCCUUGCUCGGGGAAGGAAGAGGGUGUGACCGACCAAAAAAAAAAAACGGUUUUUGCGAAUUCUGCUGUUUUUUUAUAAUCGCUGCUACUUCACGAUGAGGGUGAUGCUUUUCCGACGACACCUGAACUGUUUUUUUUUCUUCCAAAAAGUUUUUCAUUCCUUUAUUUUACAGUAACAUAGAAGUUGGACUGAAAUGCAAUGGAUGAGAUACAAUAAUAAACAAAUUUCACCUGA